GGGAACCAAGUGAGAUACGCGGCAGUGCGGCUGAUAAGUUCACUUUCAAGUGCUGUUCGUACAAUGUAAGGGAAAUGUCAGAAACAAGCUCUGAUUGGGUGGAGAUCCUGGAGCCCCGCUCCCGAGAGCACAUGUACGUCAAUCUGUCCACGGGGGAGUGUGGUUGGGACCCCCCCGCCAACAUGGCGGUGCGCCAGUCUGACGGCAACCAGUGGUGGGAGCUCUUCGACAGCAACAACGGCCGCUUCUACUACUACAACUCGUUGAGCCGGCAGACGGUGUGGCACCGCCCGCGGAACUGCGACGUCGUGCCGCUGGCCCAGCUGCAGGCGCGGAAGCAAAGCUCCGAGUCCCAGCUCCGCGGCCACAGCCUCCAGCCGAACCCACACGCUGCAGCCAGCGGGGGGCGCCGCACACCCCUUCCUGGGCACAGCCCCUCCCCUGUGCCCCCGCCACUGGAUCAGGAAAACUGCGGCAGGGAGACCUCCGCCAAGGGGCGAAGUGACAGCAUGGACAGCAGGAAGGACGUGCUGAGGGACUCUGCUCAGAGAUGGCAGCCUGCUCCAGGGUCGAAGGCGGCCAUGUUGGUGAAGGUCAACAGCAUUGGCAGGAAUCAGACUGCAGGACCCCUUAAGGCUGCACAGCUCCUUCCUAGCAGCUCUAGCAACACCCUCUCAGCCAAUCCCAUCAGCAGCAAGCCAGCAGGAAGCCGCACAAGCCCCACCCCCUCUAGCGGCAUGGCUCUGGCCCCAAGCUGCAAGCAGGCGCUCCACCUUAAGAAGGCGGAGGAUGGGCAUUUCUGCCCCAUCGACCACACGAGCGCUGCCUCUGGCCAUGCUUACCCGACCCCCCACAGGGCCCGGACAGGAACACCACGCCCUGCAUCGCCCCAGCACGGCUCCACCGCGCCUGUCUACGACGACCCCCCAAUGGAGUCGCCCGUUUACGAAGAGCCCCCUGCGGAGAUGGAGGUGGAGGGGGGCCACCUGCAGGACGCUUCCCGCCAGGCCCACUUCGGCUCGCAGAGCCACGCCCGGCACUCCCGGGCGCAGCAGCCUGCCCCUCUCUCUCACCCGGACACCUGGCACGGGCGGAGCCCCUCCCACGCGGACUACAGCCCCGCCGGCCGGGAGUGCAUAAAGCACAUGGUCAACGUGGAGCCUGGUGGCUCCAAGCAGGGAGCCCCGCCCUCACCCGGCUCGCCCGCGCCGCCCGAGCGGCCGCCCCCGCAGAGGGAGGCCCGGCUGGAGAGGAAGCAGACGUGGCGGACCCUGGAGGCCAGCCUGCUGCGGGGCAUGGAGGCGCGGCAGAGCCGGCAGGGGAGCCUGGUGUCGCCGGAGUGCCUGUCGGCCGGCGCCCCGCUGCACUGCCAGGACUCGGGCUACUCGACGGGGCCGUCGCCCAGCCUGCGCCGGCGGAGCCGCCGCCGCCCGCCCGCGGGACAGGCCCGGCCCGGCUCCACGGGCAGCGGCGGAGAGCUGGACGCCCUCAGCGAGCGGCUGAUGGCGGAGGUGCGCGCGGCGGUCAGCCGCUCCAGCACCAUGCGGGAGAGCAAGGCCAGCCUGGACGCCGACGCCUCUGAGAGCUCCGCCCCCCGCGCGCGCUCGCCGCUCGGCUCCCUGCGGAGGUACGCCGGACGCGGAGGCGGCGGAUCCCGGGAGGACAUCGCUGCAAGCAACCGCUCCCUGUGUCGGGGGGGUAACCACGGCGACACGCCCCUCUCCCCCCUGGCCUACGAGGCACCUGGCAGGCAGAAACGAACCCAUGAGAAGGUGGACACCCUGGAGAAGAUCAGCCUAUCUUCACCCACACAGAUUGGAACACUGGAAACCCAGGCCCAGGUGGAAACUGAAACUCGAGGGGGCCCCCAGGGUGUCGUGGGCAGAGAUGUGGGCGGAGUAAGAGGAGGGGGAGGAGGAGGGUACCAUUUCACCUUCUCCACCCUUUGCAAGCCGCCGCCGCCGCCGCCCGACGCCAACAUGGCAGACUGGGCCAGCAAGAACCUGAACAUGCACACGCAGGGCCUGUUCCGCCGGCGCGUCUCCAUCGCCAACAUGCUGUCCUGGAACCGGGCCUCCAUCAAGAAGCCCAUGCUGAUCACCAGCGACCGCACUAUCAAGAAGGAGGCCUGCGACAUGUUCAAGCUGGUGCAGGUCUACAUGGGCGACCGGCCCGCCCGCCUAGACCGCCGCCACGUGGCCCUGCUCAUCGUCACCAAGUGCUGGGUGGUGCCGGGCCUGCGCGACGAGCUCUACGUGCAGCUGGUGCGGCAGACCACCGACAACCUGUGCCCCCGCAGCCUGGCGGCCGGCUGGGAGCUCAUGGCCAUCUGCCUGGCCUUCUUCUCGCCCUCGCCCAAGUUCCGCCGCUACCUGGAGGGCUACAUCCAGAGGCAUCUGGAUGCGGGCCCCACCCAGAAACACGAGUCUCUCACCAAGGCCGAGGUUACACAAUACAUAACGGAGCAGCAGAACAUGCGAAAUAAGAAGAACUCUAAAUCCCGGAAAAAGAGGAAACAGAACGCAGAGGAAGAGGAGGCUCUUCCCAUCAGCAUCUACGCAAAGUACUGCUACCGCCAACUACAGAAAGUGGCCGUCAGCGGGGGGAAAAAGGGUCUCCGUAAGCCCACGCUGGAGGAGAUCCACCACGGCAGGAGCGCCAUCCUGACGCCCUCGCUGUUCGGCAGCUCCCUGGAGGAGAUCAUGGAGCGGCAGCGGCAGCUCUUCCCCGACAGGAAGCUGCCCUGGGUGCAGACGCAGCUGUCGCAGUGCGUGUUGGCGCUGGGCGGGGCGCACACCGAGGGCAUCUUCAGGGUGCCGGGAGACAUCGAUGAGGUGAAUGCUCUGAAGCUGCAAGUUGACCAGUGGAAAAUUCCGGAAAAUCUGUCUGACCCAAACGUCCCAGCCUCUCUGCUGAAGCUGUGGUAUCGAGAGCUGGAGGAGCCUCUGAUUCCCAUGGGCUUCUACAGGCAGUGCAUUAGUAACUAUGAGGACCCACAGGCAGCCAUCGGCGUGGUGCAGUCCCUGCCAGAGCUCAACCGGCUGGUGCUCUGCUUCUUCAUCCACUUCCUGCAGGUUUUUGCCCAGCCAGUGAAUGUGAGUAAGACCAAGAUGGAUGUCAACAACUUGGCCAUGGUGAUGGCUCCCAACUGCCUGCGCUGCCAGUCUGACGACCCGCGGGUCAUCUUUGAGAACACGCGCAAGGAGAUGUCCUUUCUGCGCCUGCUCAUCGUUCACCUGGACACCAGCUUCAUCGAGGGCGUGGUGUGAGGGGCGGUCUGGCCGACCUGCGUCGUUGCCCUCUCUCUCUAGCACUACUUCAUUGCCCGGGUGUCCCCGAAGACACUCCGCUUUACCUGGGCUCCUCAUUUUGAACGGGACUCAAUCAGGACUGAGGUUAUUUUCCUCCCUGGAUAAGCGUCUGUCCAAACGCUGGACUGUGUUUUGUGAUAAAAUUCCACAUAUGACAUGCACUGUAAAACUGAAGCGCAAACAAUGGUGGAGUAAAAAAGCAGUUAGGGCAGUUAUUUCUAAAAUACUCACUGGCUAAUACAGAAAAACUGACCACAGCUGUGAAAUGAUAAAUAUGUCAGAUAAGUUUUUUAUUGGGGUUAUUGAGGGGGGUCGAUAUUCAUGUAAUUUUUUAAAAUGUGUUCAAGAAAUUGUUGUCGUCUUAUUCUACUUUGAUUCUGAAUGGUUUUGUUUUAAUUCUGGGCGAAAGAGCAGGAUGGCAGGAUGGCAUGGUGACAUAGCCAUGGCCCAUCCCCUUUGUUAUAUGCUACAAGGAGCUCCGGUUGAGUCCUGCCAUUAGGAAACACUGGGAAUCAGAGGCAUACUGCCAGAAUACGAAGAAUGCUGUUCUUUGGAAAACACUGCUUAUUUCUUCACAUCGGCAUUAUUGUAAUGGUCAUGGACCCCCAAUUGUUUUAGCUGGGAGAGAAGACUCUUAAAAAUCUGUCUGGCCCUCUUUACAUCUGUUGGACACACAGUCAGCUCUGUAAAUGCCUUGUUGUACUGUCAUGGUGUCCAACGAAUGGCAAGAGUGUUUCACAAAUAACAAAUUUAAGCCUACAGUAGAUAAUGAUACUUUUAUUAAACGGGGGCCAUAAUACGGCUUCAUUUUUUCAGAGCCCUUUCCAAAGCACAAUACAGGAAACCGUUGUACAUAUAAAAUAAUUUGUAAAAAAAAAAAAAAAACUAAAAAUACUCAUUUUAGGUUUUGUAUAUCAGCGAUAACGAAUGUAAGAGCAUAUGAGAGCGCUCCUCUUUAAUCACAGUGCGCUUGGACAGUUACAACUGUGGAUACAAGAGCCAUACCUAAAAAUCACCGUUUUGAUUUUCUGUCAGAAUGCUGAAAAAAAGGUAUUUUUGGAAACUGACUUUGUGCCUAAAAGAAGAAAAAGAUAUUGAAAUGUAUAUUUCAGCUGCUUCGUUAACAGAUGCACCUUUGAGUGGCAUUGUUUUGUAUCAAGCAGCGGUAAAGGUUUGAGGGUUUAUGCCACUGAUUUGUGGAAUUUUCUGUAUAUGCCACACCAAUGGAUGUGUCAGAUCUGUCACAGUCUGCUCAAAGGAAACUGACCUGUUAUUUCACUCAGCUCUGUGUAUGUGUGUGUGCGUGUGUGCGUGUGCACAUUGAGAGGUAAAUUGCUGUCACGUUGCAGAAAGUUCCGCCCUGCCUUUCCUUUAGCGCUCCUCUCAUUGGUGCAGUCUUUUUCUCUUCUGUGGUUGUGUUAUAUUUAAUGUAUGCAGGGGAAUGUGAAAAGAAGCUGAAAGCUUGACUAGCCUGCGCUCUGAAGUUUUGCUCACUUUCUGGAGCUCUCCUUCCCUCUGAAUUCUGGGAAAUCAAAUCCAGAGGCUGGCAUGCUUAGGAGUUCCAUUCAUGUGAAUACAGCCUGUGAAUAGAGAAAUGGUGAACACAACUUGUAAAUAGUCAAUUACUGUAUUUGCUAAUUGAGGACAUUAAAUGUUUUUUCAUUGUUUUAUUUGCCAUAUGGUGCCUGUCUUCAUGGCAACCACUUUUCAUUAUUUUAUUGUUGUAUAAUUAUUCCCCUAUAGAAUGAUUUUUGGUGAAGCUUGUUAAAAAAAGCUAAUUGUAUUGCAUGGUUUGAACUGUGCUUUAGUGACCACAGUUACUCAACAAAAGGUCAUCCUUCUGUGAUGUGUCUUAGCUUCUGGUGCCUGAUACUCUCUGUUGUUCAUAGACAUGAAUGCUUGUGGCUCUCGCUGUAAAUGCAGAUUUUAGGUAUGUUUUCAGUGUCUGUGUGCGCGUGUGUGCAUGUGUGUGCGUGCGUGUGCGUGUGUGUGUAUGCGUGUGUGCACACGCAUGUGCUUGCAUGAGAUGAGAAGAUAUCCAAGUAAAAGUUGAUGAGAAUGUGGAUACAUUCA
This is a messenger RNA of Megalops cyprinoides (Indo-Pacific tarpon), 5384 nucleotides long. Its product is annotated as rho GTPase-activating protein 39-like. Gene Ontology annotation, cellular component: cytoplasm; cytoskeleton. The record is from RefSeq and is a predicted model, not a curated record. Gene Ontology annotation, molecular function: protein binding; GTPase activator activity. Lineage: Eukaryota; Metazoa; Chordata; Actinopteri; Elopiformes; Megalopidae. The transcript is spliced from 10 exons. Gene Ontology annotation, biological process: signal transduction. The coding region runs from base 75 to 3269 and encodes 1064 amino acids.